UCAUAUAAACCAGCCCUCGGUCUCUCAGAGUCACUUCAAGCAAAAAUGUUUUCGUGGGGAGAGGACAGCCAGCAGGGCUUUCGGUUGAAAGACAGCCCGACAGGGGACAGGGUUCACUUUCUAAACCUCCGUUUCCACAUCACUGAUCUGUCAGCGGGUCACAGUGCGAUCGCCUUUGUCAAAAGCGAUGGAGAGGCAUCUAUCAUUCGCGUGCAUGAGAGCGAAGACGGGAGAAGAUCCAGAGGAAAACAGAAGUACGUGAAAUGUCCGGAGAGGAUUCAGGCUGUGAGUUGUAGUGAUGACACAGUCACACUGCUGUCUGAGAGGGGCACCCUGUUCUGUGUGGACCCAGCUCACACUCCUUUCAGUCCAAGGACACCAGAGGUUUUGUGUAAGACACCAGUACAGCAGGUUGCUUGUGGGAGCCAGCAUUCAGUUGCCCUGACCAAAGAUGGUCAGGUGUACACAUGGGGCCAGGACUCCAGAGGCCAGCUGGGUCUGGGGAAGAGGAAGCUCGGUGCCAGUUCACCCCAACACCUCCGAUCUCUGUCAGCGCUCCCUCUGGUCCAGGUCUCUGCAGGGGGAGAGCAGAGCUUCGCCCUCUCUGUGUCUGGAGGUGUGUUCGGCUGGGGCAGGAACGACUGUGGACAGCUGGGGCUGGGAGACAAGACAGACAGACAUACACCUACUGGUGUUCAAUGCCUGAACUUGAAGAAAACUGUCCACAUUUCCUGUGGAAAGGACCACACUGUCACUCUGACCAAGGGUGGUGCCGUGUUUACAUUUGGCUCCGGUCAGCAUGGACAGCUCGGGCACAACUCAUUCAGUGACGAACUGCGACCUCGGCUGGUUGCGGAGCUCUGGGGGGCAAAAGUCACCAAGAUCGCAUGUGGACGACAUCACACGUUAGCGUUAACAGACUCCAAGCGGGUUUACUCCUUUGGUUGUGAUGAGCAAGGCCAGCGGGGACACGGAGAGGAGAGUCAUCCGUCUGUGCCGCUACCUGUUCAACUGCCCCAAGACACCACCAAUGGUCUCAUGAUUACAAACAUCUACGCAGGAGGAAACUGCUCGUUCGCAACUUGCACAUCUAUUAAGGAAGUUCAUCAGGAGUCAAACACUGACAGUGUCAACAAUGUAGCACAGCACACUGUUGAUGAUAUGAUUGACAGAUGGGCCUCAACGUGUGAUUCGAAAUCAUGGAAAAAGAUAAAACAGGAAAUCCACAUGAUGUUCUCCUCUGCCUGCUGUAUGAAUCAGUGGUUCCUUGACCAAAGCAAAGAUAAACAUUUCCAGACUUCACCGAAGUACUCCGGCUUGAACUUGUCACUUGCAAAACGCGCUUUUGAGAAGCUGACGAAGAAGGAUGAUGUCAUGGCGGAGGUUGAGGCUGCUGUUCUGCAGUUGAUCCCCUCACUUGAUAAGAAACCACCGGGAGUGGAGGGUCUACGGAUCUUCUUGCUUCUCACUGAGCUUCUACAUGUGAUCCCGAGACACAAAUAUCAACAGAGCACAAAGCUUGCAGUUGCACUUGCUGCUGCCAUACAAAGACUCUCUGCUGAAAGCUGCCAGGUCACAGUGGACUGGUGGUCUUCACUGUCGCGCUCCACCAUGAUCAGACAUGUUAAGGCGUGGAGUCAGGCCCUCUCACUGAUCCUGUCUGUUCAUCCGGCACCUCGCGACUCUGGAGUCAAAAACGUGAUGCUGGUCCUCCUGAACAUGUACAAUGCCAACAAAAGGAUUUCAGGAAGUCGGGGAAUCCCAGAUAAAACAUUCUGUUUGGAGAUCAACCAGACAUUUCUCCUGGAAGAUCUGCAGCUUUGGCGUUUGAACAUAAAUGUGGAUGAGAAUCAGCGGCCGCUUAUCCUUUGUAACUUCCCAUUUGCGAUGGAUCUGAAAUCGAAGAAAAUGACUGUUGAUAUCAUCGCUGCACAGCAAGCAUCUCCAGGUUUUGUGUUCCAGUGGCCUUUUGGAUGGGUUCCCAAUCCAGAUGAUUGUUUGCAGCUGAAUCUGAGGCGACAACAUCUUUUACAAGACACACUGGAGCAAUUGGCUGCUACUCAUUACAGUGCCUUCAAGAGGCCACUUCGAGUGUACUUGGAUGGGGACCCGAAGGUCACAGAUGUCUACAAAAGAGACUUUUUUCACGAUGUGUUUCAUAAGAUGGUGUCACCUAAAUUUGGGAUGUUCGUGUUUAAUGACCCUAAAACCCUGGCAUGGUUCCCCUCCAGAGCAACAAGCGAGGGGAGGACAAAGUUCUUCCUGUUUGGCGUUCUGUGUGGAUUGGCCCUGUACAACCAGAGUAUUGUAUACCUACCAUUCCCCUUGGCUCUGUUCAAGAAGCUACUCGGCGUGCAGCCAACACUGGAGGACAUGAAAGACCUCUGCAGUGUUGGAAAGACUCUGCAGGACGUGUUGGACUUUGAAGAUGAUGUCAUAGAGGACAUGUGCUUGUCCUUUUCGCAGAUAACCUGGGAUGGGACAGGAGUUGAACCCCAGAAUCCUGAAACGCCAGUGACAGGACACAAUAAGAAGGAGUUUGUGGAUGCCUAUGUGAAUCACGUCUUCAACACAUCAGUGGAGGGCGUGUUUCAGGAGUUUGAGCGAGGUUUCUUCCAGGUGUGUGACAGAAGUGUGGUCACACACCUGUUUCAGCCGGAGGAGCUGCAGGUGGUGCUGGUGGGCAAAGAUGUCUACGACUGGGCAAAGCUGAAACAGAACACACUUUAUGGAGGUAUAUAUCAUGCUGGCCACCCCAACAUACAGAUGUUUUGGGAGGUUUUUGAUGAACUGACUGAAGACCAGCGGAAAGAUUUCAUUUGGUUCCUGACAGGUUAUAGGAGGGUUCCUAUUCUUGGCAUGGGCCAGAUCCAAAUGAAGGUUCGAGAUAAGCAAGUCCAGACCGGCUCUGAUGAUCAGCACUUCCCUGAGUCUCUGACAUGUCACUCUAUUCUGGAGCUGCCCUUAUACUCAACCAAAAAGAUCAUGAGAGACAGGCUGACAGAGGCCCUGAAACCAAAGAAAGGAUUCCUGAUGUGAUUGUAGAUGAACAGCUGCUGGACAGGAACGUGUUUCUGUGCAGGGAAAGGGCCGACCUGAUGUCAGGAUGAAAAGAAAAUUCAACCUUGUAAGAGUUUACUUUGAAAAGGCUGAUCAGAGAGCAGCAUUUGCAACCGUUCCUCCUCAAAAGAGCAUGAGGACACUUAGUUUUUGAAAUAUAGAAGCAGCUCCUAUGCUCAGACGAGGCUUUCAUACUUUAUCUGCAGGGAUAUGUUGUGGUUUCUUUCAAAUGUACUAGUCGUAAGUCACUUUGGACAAAGGCAUGUACUAAAUGGUCUAAAUGUAAAUUAAAAUGUGAAAUGCUAUGAUUAACUGAUAGUAUUUAUUUUAACCUAUUUAUGUAUAUGAUAUAUUUUUUAUGUAUAUAAUGAAAUGUAUAUUUUCUCAAGAAUGAACUCUUAUUUUUAUGUGAAAAUUUUUUACUUGGACUAAAUUGAAAGAAAAAAAUAUCAUGUACACUUUAUUAGGCACAAAAUCUAAUGCAAUGAAACACUACAACUAUAAUAAAUCAUAUCUUUGUUAGGUUUAAUAAUAUUCUGUCUGAUUUUUGUGGUUCUGGUAAAUUGUAGAAUAAUUUAUUAAAAGGUGGUUAUAAGUUUGGACAAAAUAUUCAGCCAAUAGCAAAUGUUUAUGUAAAUCAGGUGUCUUUUUAGAAAAUGCAGUUAUUUAUAUUGCACUUUAUGACAUUGUUAUGACUAUACUUUAUUGAUUUAUCACAUGUUAAAACUUGAGAUGUGUUAACAAUAAAGAAAAUAAACAUUCA
Messenger RNA from Acanthopagrus latus (yellowfin seabream), 3823 nucleotides. Its product is annotated as probable E3 ubiquitin-protein ligase HERC3. The record is from RefSeq and is a predicted model, not a curated record. Gene Ontology annotation, biological process: ubiquitin-dependent protein catabolic process; protein ubiquitination. The transcript is spliced from 22 exons. Bases 46 to 3039 code for a protein of 997 amino acids. Lineage: Eukaryota; Metazoa; Chordata; Actinopteri; Spariformes; Sparidae. Gene Ontology annotation, molecular function: ubiquitin protein ligase activity.